UUCUCGCCGGUGGUGAUCAUGGCAAAUGUUCAAGGAGACAGCGAACUUAAUGACAAGGCUACAUCAAAUCCCUUGGCUAACAAAAUACAGAAGAUUCUCUCCAAGCAGCUUGAAGAUGACAAGGAGCUGCUGGACGCGCUGAAGGACGUGUCGUCGGUGGUGCGCGAGAACACGCUGCUGACGCGGCGCAACCUGCGCGGCGCCAUCGAGCGGCGCAGUCUGGCCGUGAACGCCGAGUUCCUGGCGUCGCUGGCCGGCGUGCGCCGCUCGCUGGCGGCUGUGCACGCGGACGUCACUGGCAUGGCGGCCGACUGCGGCCAGAUGGCGGCGCGGCUGGCGGCCACGCGCCGCCGGAGCCGCCACCUGCUCGACGAGACGACCCAGCUGCGCGCCGAGGCCGGCCGGCUGGGCCGCCAGCAGCGGCUGCUGGGCGCCUUCACGGCCGCCUUCCAGCUGGCGCCGGCCGAGCUGGCGGCGCUGCGCGCGCCCGAGGUCACGCCCGCGUUCUUCGCGGCCCUGGAGCGGGCCGGCCGCAUCCACGGCGACGUCCAACUCCUGCUGCAGUCAGGCCACCAGCAGACGGCGCUCGAGGUCAUGGAGCAGAUGUCCAUCUACCAGGAGGCGGCGUACGAACGCCUGUACAAGUGGGCCCAGUCACGCGUGCGCUGCUCCGACACCGACAUCAACGUCUGCCUGACCAAAGCCAUGGCCUGCCUGCAGGACAGGCCUGUGCUAUUUCAAUACGUUAUGGACGAGUACUGCAACGUGCGACGCCAGCUGCUGGUGCGCGCCUUCAUCGACGCGCUGACGUCGGGCGGCCGCGGCGGCACCCCGCGACCCAUCGAGCUUCACGCGCACGACCCCCUGCGUUACGUGGGCGACAUGCUGGCCUGGCUGCACCAGGCGACGCCGUCCGAGCGCGAGGCGCUGCAGGCGCUGCUGCGCGAGUGCCGGCCGGCCGAGACGCCGGCGCGCCUGGACGCGGCGCUGGCCGCCGUGUGCGAGGCCGUGUGCCGGCCGCUGCGCGCGCGCCUCGAGCAGGUGCUGCUGGGCGCGCCGGGCGCCGUCGUGCUGCACAAGGUGGCCGGCCUGAUCCAGUUCUACCGCGCCACCAUCGGCCAGGUGGUGGCCGGCGGCGCGCUGCCGGCCACGCUGGACGAGCUGCAGGCGCUCGGCCAGCGCGCCGCGUUGCAGGCGCUGCAGGCGCAGGCGGCGCGGCUCUGCGAACGCGUGGCGCCGCCGGCCGGUGACCUGGCGCCGGGCUCCGCCCUGCUGAGCGCGCUCUCGCUGUUACGGGAGGCGCUGGACGGCGGCGGCGUGGUCGAGUCGCGCCGCCAGCAGGUGGAGCAGACGGCCGCCUGCCUGCUCGACCCGCUCAUGACUGCGCUGCUCGAGUCGGCCGCCGCCCUGUCGGCGCGCGACUGCGCCGUCUACCUGCUCAACUGCCUGCACCGGCUGCACACGACGCUGGCGCUGUACGAGUACAUGGAGGCGCGGCUGGAGGCGCUGCAGGCGCAGCUGGACGCCCAGCUGGAGACCCUGACGUCGGAGCAGGCGAGCAGCGCCGUGCAGUCGCUGGGCCUGACGCACAUCUACUCGGGCCUGGAGGCGGCGCCGGCCGGCCCGCUCAGCCGGCAUCCGGGUCUCGGCGAGGCGGCCGUGCGCCAGUUCCUGCAGCGGCUCGACGUGUUCCUGGCCAGCCCGGACAUGCUGGCGCUGCCGCAGCUGCGCCUGUUGUCCAGCUCCGCGCACCGGCUGGCCGUGCAGCGCCGAUCGGCGGAGGUCGUCAGCGUUAUCUACGCCCGGCUGCACGCCGCCGUGCACGAUCCGGCCAACGAGUACGCCGAGCCGGACAAGCUGAUGCCGCGGCCGCCUGACCAGCUCAAGGCCCUGCUGGUGGUCUAGUGGGCUGGAAGUCGGCCAGGAGCUCCACAGCGGGCAAGAGUUACGUUUCCGCCGUCGGUGUGGUGUGCUAAAGGCGGGCUGAGCGUGAUGGUGGUCCAAGCUAUUUUGCGAUUAAGUUAAAGGAUUUCCGCGGGACCAACACGGAACAGAGGCCAUGUGCCUUGCUUGCAAUGGGGGGGGGGGGGGAGGGGGAAAUGUUUGGCCGCGGUGUUGUGGGAGUUGCGGCCACUUGGUGAUUGUUAUGCUUGGGACACGCAUCUGUUAAAUUGAAGUUGUGGGAGCGACAAAGCGACGACGGCUGAGUGAGCAGUGACGAGCAUGUAAGCGUGUGUUCUUCCUUUGUUAUCUGUUGUCAUAAAGCUAGCCUGAAUAUAAAUAAUC
Pollicipes pollicipes is the source of this 2286-nucleotide messenger RNA. RefSeq names its product conserved oligomeric Golgi complex subunit 6 (gene Cog6). The transcript is spliced from 5 exons. Gene Ontology annotation, cellular component: COG complex. Gene Ontology annotation, biological process: intra-Golgi vesicle-mediated transport. Bases 19 to 1905 code for a protein of 628 amino acids. Lineage: Eukaryota; Metazoa; Arthropoda; Thecostraca; Pollicipedomorpha; Pollicipedidae. The record is from RefSeq and is a predicted model, not a curated record.